Molecule: messenger RNA, 1172 nt
Organism: Lolium perenne
Lineage: Eukaryota; Viridiplantae; Streptophyta; Magnoliopsida; Poales; Poaceae
Source: RefSeq, a predicted model, not a curated record
AAAGGCGAGCCAGCGCCGGGCGAUCCUUACCAGUCGGUGGAGCUGAGCGAUCGACCAUCGGCAACAGGAAGGCUAGACGAGCAAGCUAUCCGUCACGUACGCGCGUUCACACUUCACACACGGUAGCAAGCCGGCGAUGGAGAGGAAGCCGAGCAAGCACGCGAGGUCCCGGAGCGGCGCCGGCGCCGCCCUGGCGGCCUUCCUGCGGUCCACCGCGGCAUCCUUCUCCUCCUCCACAACCAACUUCGCCGUCCGCGGGAAGUCGUCCUUCAACCACCGCAACGCCUUCUCGGGCCCCAUGGUCUCCAUCGUGCCGCCCGAGGCGCGCGGCGGCGGGAGGAGGAGGGGCAGUAAGAACCAGGGCGGCAGCGGCAGCGGGUACCGGACGCCCGAGGCCUCGUCGCCCAAGGUCUCCUGCAUCGGCCAGAUCAAGCGGAGCAAGUCCAGCAGCAAGGCCAGGAAGACCAAGAGCCGGAAAGCCGCGAAACCCGCCCCACUGGCGUGCGGGAUGGACGGCGGCGCGUGCCCGCUCCCGCCGCGCCAUCCGCUGCCAGCGACCUCCAGGCCCAGGACCUCGCUCGUGAGGCGGAUGCUCUUCCGCCGCACCAGGUCGCGCUCCUCCUCGUCCUCGUCCUCCACCAAACCCAGCUGCGCAGCUACCCCCGACGGUUUCAAGGGGAGACGGAGCUCCGUGGCCGCGGCGCCCGCGCCAGCGGCGGGUGGCCUGGGCCAGAUGAAGCGGUUCACGAGCGGCCGCGCGGCGCUGCAGGACUUCGACUGGACGACGGAUGACGAUGAGCAGGCGGAGCCGAGGGGCUCCGACGCGGACGCCGACGGGUACGACUCGUACGAGGACGACGGGUUCGUGGCGCACUCGGCGCCGCUGGUGCUCGGCGGCGGGGUGGUGGCGUCCGAGCCCAGGAAGGAGGUCAACCUCUGGCGCCGCCGCCCCAUGUCGCCGCCCACCCCGCUGCAGCUCCCCUCCAAGUAGCUCUAGACUAGAGUGCAACAAACCGGCAUGCGCAUGCAGCCAUGCAGGGUUUGCCGAAUGUGCCUGUUCUUUCAUCGGUUUGUACAGUCAGAAUCUCGUAGGAAUCACUAGUAUAGAUUUGCUUUUGUAAAUGUGUGAUCCUAGUCUUUACUCGAAUGAAUUCAGGAUUUUGUUUUUGGAA